UUUUGGUGACAAUGAAUUUCAGGUGAAGAAAUGGAUACCUAAAGUUGGGAUGCGGGGAAUGAAUGACAUGGUGCAGCACAAGCAUUUUUCAAGAAUACUGAACCAAAAAAAGGUCCUACCAUCGUUAAAAGAUGCUGCUCCAUAUGUGAUGAAGUCUGGGAAAGCAAUUAAAAUAUUUUAUCCUAACCUAAAGAACAUUACAUGUUUGGCCUAUAUGCUGUAUUGUAUAACUGAAACCGUAGGUCUAAAAUAUGCUCAAUAUGAAUAUGCUGAUAUCCUCAACAAACAAGCAUCUGCCCCUGCUGCCGCAUUAGAGAUUUACUGGCAGAUUCACCUCUACCACAACAGCCUGUUUUAACUAGAGGUGGUGCCUGGAUAAAUGCUGCUAUCUUUUUACUAUGAUAAUUUUAAUGAAGUAGGGUCAGGUAAGAGACAGUAAAUUACCAUAGAUUUGUUGAACUUAACUGUCAGCUUCAUUCUAUUGAAAAAACUCUA
This is a messenger RNA of Schistocerca piceifrons (Central American locust), 495 nucleotides long. RefSeq lists its product as uncharacterized. The record is from RefSeq and is a predicted model, not a curated record. Bases 50 to 358 code for a protein of 102 amino acids. The transcript is spliced from 3 exons. Lineage: Eukaryota; Metazoa; Arthropoda; Insecta; Orthoptera; Acrididae.